UCUUGAGACCAAGUUCCAACGUUCUUACGAUCAAUUGUGUGGUGUUGUACGUACCUACUAUGUUGGUUGUAGCAUACCGGUUAGUGCUUUGUGGAUAAUAGUGGCAUCUAGAAGUACUUAAUAGAAUAAGGCGCUCGAUAAUUUGCGGAAAUCAUUAUAACUAAAGGUUAAUGUAAAAGUUUAAUGUUUUGUGACAUAAUGUUUAGUAUUACUUAUUGUCAAUAGUAAAAACUGUGUUGUUUUAUUGAAAAGUGUUGUGUUACAGUUGUGUCAGUUUUAUCUGCGGUUUUAGUGAUUAAUUUAUAAAUCAUGGCAUAGAUACGUGAGUGAAGUUAGAACUUUGAAGGAUUCUAAUAUUGUAAGUUACUGUUAUUCAUAACAUAUAUUAUGUGGCUGCAAAGCGGAUGGUAUGUACACCAACCGUUCAUAUUAAAGUGAAGUGAAAAACUUACACAAGUACCUACUCCACAAGUUGGACAAACACAAGACCCGAGUCAGAAGUAAGUUAUUGUAGAUUUGCCGCAAAUGGCAUUAACUACUUGGCCGGACAAAUGGGAAGCACUGAAAGCUCUCACCCAUUAAGUAUACAUGCAUACAUAAACUCGCGCCUAUUUCCCACCGGGGUAAGCAGAUACUAUGGAAUCCCAUUUACUUAGAUCCUGACACAGUUCUCUUGCUUCCUCCACGUUCAUCAAUCGUGUCAUACACGCACGCCGGUUCAGAGUAGAUCGCACUGAACCUAAAAAAGAAACCAAGCAUGCAGCAAUCACUUCUGAUCUUAUGGCUCUACAUACUACAUACGGAAGUAGUGUGGUGUAUCUUCACGCCGGUGAUCCAAAUCGAGCAGGGCAGAGUGAGAGGGGUCCGCAGCGUGUCCGGACAGAACCGGUACUAUGGCAUACCGUACGCCGUCAGCGAGAGGUUUCAACCGCCACAAGAGCCACCGCAAUGGGACGGCGUGUACACGGCAGUCAGCCGGCUGCGGCACUGCGCACAGACUGUGUCCUUCUUCACCACCACCAACGAAGACUGCCUCCACCUGGACGUCUACUCGCCCGAGACCGCAAGAACAGCUGAUCGCCUCCCCGUGCUGGUCUUCAUACACGGAGGAGGAUAUUACUACGGGACUAAAGCCCACUACGAUCCUGAAUUCUUGGUCACCAAAAACGUCGUUGUGGUUGUGAUCAACUACAGACUUGGAGUAUUCGGAUUCCUAUGCGCCAAUGGUAUUGCUAAUCUUGGACUGAAAGACCAAGUGGCUGCAUUGAGGUGGAUAAAGAAAAAUAUAGCGGCAUUUGGAGGUGACCCCGAUAAUGUGACGAUAUCGGGACAGAGUGCUGGAGCGAGUGCCGCCGCUAUGCACAUGCUCUCAAGAGCUAGUAAGGGAUUGUUCCACAAAGCCAUACUAAUGAGUGGCACUUCAUUAACGCCGUGGGCCUUUAAUGUGGAGCCCCUUCGACCAGCCUUUGAAGAUGCUGCCAAACUAGGAAGAGUCAAAACGGAAAAAGAUGUCUUUGAUAUAUUUUCUAACUCCUCAGUGGAAGACAUCUUACCAACGUGUGCUGAUGUCUCCACCAAUACAAGAUACUUCAAGUACGCACCGUGUGUUGAUUCUGACACCGCUGAUCCUUUCUUUCAUGACACUCCACACAACAUCAUCAAAUCCGGUGACUUUAAUAAAGUACCUACAAUAAUCGGUUUCGCAAAUGUCGAAGGCAUGCUGUUCUACGGGAUCAACAACGACAGAAGUUUCAAAGACCUGAACGACAAUUUCAUCGAUAAAUUACCUUCAAUAUUCUCCUGGCAGUCGAAGAAGAUAAGACGAAGUUUAGCGAAGAAAAUCCGGAGUCAUUACUUUGGGAAGAAGAGGAUUGAUCGGGCAGCGGUGAGAGGCGUAGUGGAUUACUAUUCUGACUGGCUGGUGUACGGAACGAACGAGGCGUAUAUCGAACUAAUGAAGAAACAUUCAGAUGCGCCUAUAUACAGCUAUAUGUUCGCCUACGAAGGUGGAAGGAACUUUGCCAAGUUCUUAUUCGGAGGAAGCACUGGUCUGGACGGAGCGUCGCAUUCCGAUGACAUCUUCUACAUCUUCAAGCCCGGAGGGCUGUCACUCCUGCUCUCAGCCGCUGACAGACUCUUCAUCGACAGACUAACUACCAUGAUUACCAACUUCAUGAAAUACGGAGACCCGACUCCAACGAAAACCACGUUGCUCCCUGUCCGCUGGCCAGCUCACGACAACUCCUCGAGGCUGCUGCGCUUGGACCGCCAGUUUGUGGUGGAGGAAACCCAGCAUACACACCGCGGACGGUUCCUGCUCGAUGUCAUCUGCUCAUAUGGGCAUCCUGGACACGUGCCCUGUGAGAACACACGCCAAUAGGGCGACAUAUCACAUUACUAUCAGGGAUAACAGACUCCGGGUCAUUCACCAGCCAUCUUCAUCAUUAUCUCACAACAUAACUUAAGCUCAUGACUAUGCAGUCAUAGCGGGAUAUCCCAAUGAGAUAGUCAAAGGUCCAUCCAUCGCAAGAUGAACUAAGAACCCUUACCUUACCGACUUUUCUGUUAGAACAUCGUGAUUGGGGAAUUCGAACCGUCGCUCUUCGUUUGAGAAGCAAGCCAGUGUACAGUCGUGAGCAAUAUCAUGUACCUACUUUAGAACCCUGUCGCACUAUCAUAUUUGACAUUUAACAAGACUUACGGUUUAAUUUGUCAAAAAAGUUAAUGUGACACGCUUUCAAAGUUUAUACAUAUUAGUACUCGUGACCGUACCACAGGACCACAGUGACUUUAUCAUUAUCUCCCCCUAGCAACGCUAUGCUGUUUUCACAGAGUCCGCUGACCUAACCUGAAUAUUUGACAGGUCAGGUUUUAUACAGAAGCGACUGCCUGUCUGACCUUUCAACCCGCGAAGGGAAAACCAGUCCAAUACAGGUUACGUCACAUACCAUCGAAACGUAUCGGGUAGUGGGAUUCCUCACUUUUUUUUUGUGAGAAGUGAAAAAUGUUUGUGGCUUUGUGAACGUGACACUAGUGAAAAA
This is a messenger RNA of Pectinophora gossypiella (pink bollworm), 3041 nucleotides long. It is a transcript of the gene cce-3, whose product is annotated as esterase FE4-like. Bases 758 to 2380 code for a protein of 540 amino acids. The record is from RefSeq and is a predicted model, not a curated record. The transcript is spliced from 3 exons. Lineage: Eukaryota; Metazoa; Arthropoda; Insecta; Lepidoptera; Gelechiidae. Gene Ontology annotation, molecular function: hydrolase activity.